AUGGGGCUGCAGCAGGGCAGGUGUGGGGGUGGUGGCACAGGAUUUCUGAGCACUGGGGACCAAGCAGCAAAAGGAAACUAUGGCCUCCUUGAUCUAAUUCAAGCUUUGCGAUGGACUAGUGAAAAUAUUGGGUUCUUUGGUGGUGACCCAUUAAGAAUAACAGUUUUUGGAUCUGGGGCAGGCGGUUCGUGCGUCAAUCUGUUGACUUUAUCCCAUUAUUCUGAAGGUAACCGUUGGAGCAAUUCAACCAAAGGACUUUUUCAAAGAGCAAUAGCUCAAAGUGGAACAGCUCUCUCCAGCUGGGCGGUUAGCUUUCAGCCCGCAAAAUAUGCCAGGAUGUUGGCUACAAAAGUUGGUUGCAACAUGUCAGACACUGUAGAACUGGUGGAAUGUCUACAGAAGAAGCCUUACAGAGAACUUGUCGACCAGGACAUUCAGCCAGCAAGAUACCACAUAGCCUUUGGACCAGUAAUCGACGGCGACGUGAUCCCAGACGACCCUCAGAUCCUGAUGGAGCAAGGAGAGUUCCUCAACUAUGACAUCAUGCUGGGAGUCAACCAAGGGGAAGGGCUGAAGUUUGUUGAAAACAUCGUGGAUAGCGAAGAUGGCAUAUCAGCCAGUGAUUUUGACUUUGCAGUUUCUAAUUUCGUCGACAACUUAUACGGAUACCCCGAAGGCAAAGAUAUAUUGAGGGAAACUAUUAAAUUUAUGUACACAGACUGGGCAGACCGGCACAACCCCGAGACCAGAAGGAAAACACUGCUGGCUUUGUUCACUGAUCACCAGUGGGUUGCACCAGCAGUGGCCACAGCAGAUCUUCACUCGAAUUUUGGAUCGCCUACGUACUUCUAUGCCUUCUACCAUCAUUGCCAGACAGAUCAGGUACCUGCAUGGGCAGAUGCAGCCCAUGGAGAUGAGGUUCCUUAUGUACUAGGAAUCCCCAUGAUUGGUCCUACUGAGUUAUUUCCUUGUAAUUUCUCCAAAAAUGAUGUCAUGCUAAGUGCAGUGGUGAUGACGUACUGGACAAACUUUGCAAAAACUGGUGACCCAAAUCAACCAGUGCCGCAAGACACAAAAUUCAUCCACACAAAACCAAAUCGUUUUGAAGAAGUAGCAUGGACCAGAUAUUCUCAGAAAGACCAACUGUAUCUUCACAUUGGAUUAAAACCACGAGUUAAAGAACACUAUAGGGCCAAUAAAGUGAACCUUUGGUUGGAACUGGUACCUCAUCUGCACAAUCUUAACGACAUUUCACAGUAUACCUCUACCACAACUAAAGUGCCAUCGACUGAUAAUACUUUCAGACCCACAAGGAAAAAUUCUGUCUCAGUUACUUCAGCCUUUCCUACGGCCAAACAAGAUGAUCCCAAACAGCAGCCAAGCCCAUUUUCAGUGGAUCAAAGGGACUACUCAACAGAGUUGAGCGUUACUAUCGCAGUUGGCGCAUCUUUGCUGUUCCUGAACAUUUUGGCCUUUGCAGCGUUGUACUACAAAAAGGACAAGCGGAGACAUGAUGUUCACAGGAGAUGUAGCCCACAACGUACCACUACCAAUGAUCUCACCCAUGCACAAGAAGAGGAGAUAAUGUCCCUCCAAAUGAAGCACACUGACUUGGAUCAUGAAUGUGAGUCCAUCCAUCCACAUGAGGUGGUUCUUAGGACCGCCUGUCCCCCAGACUACACGCUAGCUAUGAGAAGGUCUCCUGAUGAUAUCCCCUUAAUGACACCCAACACCAUCACAAUGAUCCCCAACACUAUACCAGGGAUUCAGCCCCUACACACAUUCAACACAUUUACUGGAGGACAGAACAAUACUCUGCCCCAUCCUCAUCCCCACCCCCAUUCACACUCAACAACCAGGGUAUAGCCAGACAAGACGAAACAAACUUUUAUUUUUUGAUGGAUUACAGUAGGUGAUAUUACUGAAGAUUACUUGGCUUUCAACCUACAAGACUCUUACUAUUUAAAUAUGGAGGAAUAUUAUGUGAAUAUACAUAUCAAGAACAUUUGGGGUUUUGAAAAAAAAUGAAUUGUACAUAUAUCAAAUGAACUUAAGAAACAAACAAAACAAAAGAAAAAAAGAAACAAAAAACAAAAAACCCAACUGUUUGCAAUUGCUUGAAGCAGUUGUCCUGAAUGAUACUUUUUCAUUCACAUUCAAGUAUUAAUUUUUUGAAGAUUUAAGUUACAUAAUGGAAUUAGGCAUGUGCAACACAAACAGGAAAGAACUAUGACUGAAAAUUUUAAAAACCUAUAAAUAUGCACAAGGGACACACUAAUGGAAUGUCAGAUAAUUUUCACCAAUUUUUAUUUGGACCUGUUUUCUUGUGUAGACCAUAUUUACAUAUUUGAAUAAGUACACAAAGCACCAAUGCUGUUAAGGCCUUAGAAAGGGGCUCAUGCUGAAAUCUGCCAGUCAGAGAAGUUUUACAGCCUGGCAGGUACAACAUUAUCACAUAAGUGCUGUCAGUAUAAAAGUUGUGGGAAUAAAGGAAACUGGAUAUUUUUAGCACGAUGUGCAUGAUAAUUUAUAUGCUUGGUGGCUGUGCUGCUGAUUAAGCCGUAAUUAAAAUUCUUCUCAUCCCAUUGGAGUUUUUAAUAGAAGCUUUCUCCAUCAAUUGGCAUAACACAAAGAAAUUUUUUUAAAGGGGCAAAAGUAAUUACAGUAAAAUAUUUCAUGGUAGCUUCUGAAAGAGAAGGGAUUGCAACAGUUCUUGAAGGUAUUUAUGGCAUUCUAGGUAUACAGUGGUGGACCCUCACUGAUAUGAAUCCCAGACAAAAAAAUGUAUACUAUUAAUGUUCUUUUUCCUUUCCACCUAAAUAAUUUCUGACUUUGAAAUAACUAUAACUUUAAUGGAAUUUCCUUUGAUGAAGGAUUUAUAAUUUACUGUGAUUUAGUUACAGAGUACUUUGUUCAAAUUGAUGAAGUAAAGUGUGUCCAAAAAUUUAAUUGCGAUGACAUUUUUGCCAUUUAAAAUUGCCCCAAUAUUACCGCUCUGAUUACACCUUUCAGUUUAUGGUUUCAACUCAUGCUGCAUGUUACAAAGUUUACUUAUAAUACUUUAAUAUAAUGUUAAUUCCCCUUUUGCUAUACCUUAGCUUUGUCAUUCCAAUUAAUUCUCUAGACCAGAUGGCAAGAGCGUAGAAAAAGAGGGUAUAUGAGAACGGGGAGAGAGUCAACAACUGGAAAUUUAAAAAUCUGGAUACUACAUAUGUUUGUGUGAUUUGAAGUGAAUGUUCUAAAAUCACAAGAAAUUUUUCAUUCCCCUCUUGCUUUCCAGUAAUUCUAUACCAUGGUCCUUUCAAAACGUUUGUAUAUGUAAUCAGAUGUACAUUUAUAUAAAAGAAAUAAUUGAGAUGGACUUAAGAGCACAUCCCUGAUAAAUACUUUCUCUCUUACCUGUACUAUAUUUCUAUUAGACUAAAGUUAUGUGAUUUUUUUUUACAUUUUUUCAAAUUACUAGCAAUUUUGAUAGUUUGUAAGAUAAUGCGAAGAACUUUCUCUGACAAACUAACUGCAGUAACAGAAACAUUUCUUUUCAGUUACUCUUUUUGAAGAAUGAAAGCUUAUUACACACAAAAAUUGUAUACUACUUGAUGGAAAAUUACUUUGUAUUUCUUGGCCAAAUUACUGGUCACUGAGUGAAAUAAAGAUAAUCUGGAUAACGAAUAUUAUUCCAAUGUUAAGAGACCUGAUCUUUGCUCAUUAAAGAGCUAAAAUGUUUAUUGCUGUUUUGUCAUUUUUUAAUGAAGUAAUGGUAACUGUCUCAAAUAAAGAGUAAUAUCUUAAGACCAGUCUGGUUUUUGAAGACAGGAGGGUGCCUUCUACAAUUAAUAAAACUGCAUAUUUAUAGGUCAGCCCCACCCACAGCUAUUUCUUACAAGAAUAUUGACAUUGUGACUGUCAUCUCACGUAAAUCUCCUCCAGAUUUCAGGAAUGAGUUAAAAAUGCAAUAUUGACACAAAAAUAAAAGGCCAAAUUGAAAUAAAUCUGCAGUAUUCCAUGAUGGGAAAAAAAAAAGUCACCUGGGUUUUAUUGGGUGAUUGAACUUUUAGUAUAAAAGAUUGCUGAGAAGUUUAAAGUAUGUUUGCUAACAUCGAGCAUAGACAUUAAAAAUUAAACUGAAACCAAAACAAAUACUGCAAUUUCCAUUAUUUUACAUCCCUAUUUAACAACAACAACAAAAAGCAAAAAAAACCCAAGAAACAACCAAAAACGUGUACUUGGUACUUGUUACAGUCCCCAGUUUUAAAUUAUGAUCUUUUUGUAGAAGCAUAAAAAAGUCUUCAAAAUCCAGGGCGGUCUGUGUGCAAUUUCUGCCUGAUGUGGUUGUGCUUUUAGACUGUGACCUGCCAAUGUAAACCAAUAAAAAAAAUUGUCUGCCAUCUGAUAA
Molecule: messenger RNA, 4393 nt
Organism: Haemorhous mexicanus (house finch)
Lineage: Eukaryota; Metazoa; Chordata; Aves; Passeriformes; Fringillidae
Gene: NLGN1
Product: neuroligin 1
Exons: 4
Coding region: 1-1866 (621 amino acids)
Biological process (GO): modulation of chemical synaptic transmission; chemical synaptic transmission; synaptic vesicle endocytosis
Cellular component (GO): cell surface; postsynaptic specialization membrane; synapse
Molecular function (GO): signaling receptor activity; neurexin family protein binding
Source: RefSeq, a predicted model, not a curated record